This is a messenger RNA of Sander lucioperca (pikeperch), 2538 nucleotides long. Its product is annotated as gastrula zinc finger protein 5-1-like. The record is from RefSeq and is a predicted model, not a curated record. Gene Ontology annotation, molecular function: RNA polymerase II cis-regulatory region sequence-specific DNA binding; DNA-binding transcription factor activity, RNA polymerase II-specific. Bases 171 to 2429 code for a protein of 752 amino acids. NCBI's taxonomy places the organism in Eukaryota, Metazoa, Chordata, Actinopteri, Perciformes, Percidae. Gene Ontology annotation, biological process: regulation of transcription by RNA polymerase II. Gene Ontology annotation, cellular component: nucleus. The transcript is spliced from 9 exons.
GGGACCUGGCAUUGUAUGGUCCAUGUUGUAGAAUAAAGCAUCAGUGUUGAUGCUCCGUUCAGUUGUCUGUGGACUCUGAGCUAAUCGACUAUCUCUGAGCUCCGGCUAAGUGCUAACGUUAGCUCUCUCACCUACACCAACAUGCUCCACUUCAGUCCAGUUGGUGGCGUAUGCAGCUCCAGUUGGUUUGCCAAGAAGAAGACGAAGAAGAAGACCACACCAAAAACAACAUGGAUGCUUGUUUUGAAGAGAGAUUGUGCGAAGAGGUCCGCCGUUACCCACAUUUAUAUGAUAGGUCUGUUCAGGAGUGCAACGACAGCCAAAUUACGUUAAAUUCCUGGCGACAAAUCGCUCAAACGCUUGGGAAAAAUGAAACAGCCUGCCGUCAAAAGUGGAAAAGUGUGCGAGACAGAUAUGUAAGGGCCAAGAAAAAGCUGAAAGGCGGGAGCGGCAAAACCGGCCGGAGUCCCUACAUUAUCUCCAUGUUAGAUUGGCUCUCUGGCUACAUCAAGCAUCGUCCCACGAAGGCGACGCGGUCACGGACCCUUAACUGUAGUAUGGCUGACACCGCGUGCUCGAAACCCGCACAAGUACGCAGCUGUCCGUGGAACGCGGAAAAUCCUCAUCUCCCUCUGUCAUCCGUGCGCCUCCUGGUUCCUCCACUGAGGUUGAUGUCAGCCUGUAUGUGGCAGGUGGCCCAGGAGCGGAAUGUAGACCAGUAUGACAAACUGUCCGAAUUCAUCAUGUUGGUGACAGAGAUGGUCCCAGAGCUUCUGAACUACAAACAGAAGACUCAGCUGAUCCUGGGACUGAGAGCUCGGCUCAUCCUUGAAUUAUUAAAGACGAUGGAUGAGGUUGACUGUAAAGCUAUCCAGGAUCAUCUUAACACUUUCCAACAGACGACAACAAACCUCAUGCAUGAAGAGGACCCAGAUGGAGAGGUGGAGACUUCAAAGUCAGCAUUUGUGAAGCUGGUUCAAACAUUGCUUGAAGACCAAUCUAAAAAAGAGAAUUUUUUCAAGGAGGUCUUCUCAGUACAGUAUGGAGCUUGUUUUGAUACAGCGCUGCAGAUUCAGGUGUGGGAGUUCUUCCAGCGACUGGAAGAGUUCCUCCCAGUUCCACGUUUUUCACAGGUGUGCUCCAUGUUUGACAUUUCUUCCCUUGACGAGGAGUUUGAGCAGUUUCUCUCUGACCCUGAGGAUCUGAAGAGGAUUUUGCAGCACCAACAGGAGCGGCAAAAGUUGACUAAAAGUGAAUUCACCUUCAUGUCAGACACCAUCCUCUCCACGCUCGCCUCUAAACAGACUUCAGCGGCAUCUGAAGAUCAGGAUCAAAUAAUGGAUCAGGGAGAGGGCAAACAAGGCACUGGGAAAUCACAGGGAAGAAAUCGAGAGAAGUCAGAACAGACAACAGUGAAGCAAGAAAACAGCUGGAGAGCAGAAGAUAUUUGUGAGGAUGAUGAAGAGACUGACAACAGUUCCAUUGAACCAAACUGUGGGCUGCCUGAGUACGGGCUGUCACCGCUCACUUCCUCUCCACAUUCAGAAGAGGCUGCAGAGCCAGGUGAUGGAGAAACAGCUGUUGAAGUGGAUAAAGUGAAGGAAUGUCUGGAUCUGAGGAGAAACAAGAAGUCAUCAGAAGAGAGCAGGAUCCAGUCCUUGACAGGAGGCAAUGUAAACACACUGGAGUGUGGCAAGACUCUUGCAUCUCCUUCCACCUUGAAACAACAUCCCCUUGUUCACACUUCUGCACGACAUAAGUGCACUCAAUGUAACAAGACAUACAAAUGGCGCCAUCACCUGAAAGACCAUUUACUUACUCACUCUAAAUGGCCAGUCCGGUCCUUUGCUUGCAGCCUUUGCGAGAAGAGAUUUAGUUCUCAAUCUUUACUUAAAGUUCAUCUGCGUCGUCACAGCGGAGAGAGGCCAUUUGCCUGCUCGUAUUGCGAAAAGAGGUUCUUGACAAAGCCAGUUUUGAAGGCCCAUGUGCGCAUUCACACCGGUGAGCGGCCGUAUGCCUGUACUUUUUGUGGCAAGAGAUUCACACAGUCAUAUCCGCUGGCUGUUCACCUUAGGAUGCAUAAGAAAGAGAAGCCGUACCUGUGCAGCACAUGUGGUAUGUCCUUUUGUAGCUCUGGGGCCUUGCUGGUCCACACACGCAUGCACACAGGGGAGCGGCCUAGUCAAUGUGACAUCUGUGGAAAAGGUUUUACCACAGCUAUUCAUUUGACACAACAUCGGCGAACUCACACAGGAGAGAGGCCGUAUUCUUGCUCACAAUGUGACAAAUCGUUCCGCUGUCAAUCAGGACUGAAGAGACACAUGAGGACACACACGGGAUAUAAACCUUACCAGUGUUUAACAUGUCACAAGACUUUUUCUCAAAAAUCCAACAUGAGGAUACACCUCAAAGUCCAUAAAAACAUCUAACAUGCUGUCGUGAUUUUUAGAGUUAUCUGUAGUCAUAAAGAAAAGCCUGGUUUAUUUUACGCCAGGAUGUGCUGUUUUGAUGCAUUUUCAUGUCAGUAAAUCAACAUGU